This is a messenger RNA of Anopheles coluzzii, 5135 nucleotides long. Its product is annotated as beta-1,3-galactosyltransferase 5-like. Gene Ontology annotation, molecular function: hexosyltransferase activity. NCBI's taxonomy places the organism in Eukaryota, Metazoa, Arthropoda, Insecta, Diptera, Culicidae. The transcript has 4 exons. Gene Ontology annotation, cellular component: membrane. The coding region runs from base 1216 to 2637 and encodes 473 amino acids. The record is from RefSeq and is a predicted model, not a curated record.
AAAGAUUCACUGUUUUCUUCGACAAACUUCUUCCCAAAAAUCACCUAGAAAGCGUUCAUUUUUCCUGUUGGAAAUUGGCCCAAUCCUGCUGCUUGCUGGUCUCUCUGCCAGUGUGACCAGUGUAUAAUUCCCCUUUCCACAUCCGCCCCUCCGUUUGCUGGAAUCAAAACAAAAGCCCUGCUCAGCCUUUUUGACAGCUGGCAACCCGAAGGCAGCGCUUCCCGAGACGAAAGACAGGUUGUUUGUUGGCAUAUCUCCCCGCUCCGUGCCGAUACCUCGGGUCGCAGACCACCACCAGUCGGAGUGCAUUUUGACGUCUGCCUGCGAAGAAGACAGCAACCCGUGGACGUCGUCGUCGUCGUCGUUGUCGCUGAGGGUCCACAGCAACCAAUCCCCACCACCCGACCAGCGGGAGUUCCGUCGUCACAUCACCAUCGCCAUCGUCGUCCGUAAUUUCGGGUGCGAGUGUUUCCGCGUACGUAAGGCUCCACUGGUCCAGCACGAUAGGGGCAGUGAUCGAAAAAAAAUAACUCACCCACCCCGCGCUCCGCAACCAACCAAAACAAAACGUCCGCGGAAUGAACCACACUGGGAGCCCGAAUCGCAGCAACCAUACGCGGGCACCAUAUUCGUACAGCCGCCAGGGCAGCCAGCAGCCCACCGUUCGAGCCAGUGUUGACGCGGCGUGUUAGUUUUUCAGCUGGCCAGCAGCAGCAACAGGAGUGCGCGGAAGAGAAGAGACAGACACCCCCAUCAUCAUUAGCAGCCAGACAACGGUGCGUGCGUUUGUGCACGGAACGGUACCGCUUUAUCCUAUCCUCUGGCACAGGGAAUUCCCCUGGAAACCGUAACAGCCCGCCGUAACGCACAACUUUUAGUAUUGAGCCGUCUACGACGGCCGGGAAAACGAGCAAAGCCGGGAGAAAACACAGCCACCCAACAACGGUUGGCAUGCAACGCGCGUGAGCCAGGCGGAAGAAGCGGUAGCAGCACGGACGGGCGGUUUUUCUUCUGCAAAAGCCAACAUACUUCCUUGAUGUGUUUUGGAGCGCCCAUCGUAACGUUCCUACCAGUGCCAAAGCAACAAGCAGCAGCAGUAGCAGCAGCAGCAGCAGCAGGAGCAGCAGCAGAAGCAGCGUACGCACGUGUACACAUCCGCCGACCCGCCGGGGUUGGUCCACCGGAAGCAGCAGCAGCCACACCGACCAGCCGCGUAUGAUGCCCUGCCCGGGGUUGAAGGUGUCGCACGUGAUAUUUGUGAUCGUCAUCGUGAUAACGAUAGUGUUCUACUCGUCGCUCAAUGGCCGCCAGUUCAUACUCGAGCAGCGCCGGUACGCGAACCACCGGAAGAACGACCCGAGCGCGCUGGUCGCGUCCAACCGGACCGUGCCGGGGGCGGCGGCGGCGGCAGCAGCACCACCCGACAAGGCGCUGCUAGUGCCGGCGGGGCCACCGGUCGAGCCGGGCACGGUGCGCCAGAAGUGCAACGUGUUCCAGAUGGUGGUGCAGCGGUGCGGGUUUGACGUGCUGCAGAAAUCGGUCGAGCGGACGCAGCAGCAGCAGCAGGCGGUGGACCGGAACCAAACCCAGCUGCUCCUCGCACAGCAGCGGGAGAAGGAGCAGCAGGAGCAGGAAACUGGUCCCGAGCACGUGGACAACAUCCAGCGAAUACCGAACCCGUCCGCGGUGAAGAGCGCUGCCGCGGCCGGGUCAUCGUCCUCCUCUUCUUCCUCCUCCUCCUCCUCCUCGUCCUCCUCGUUGCCGCCGGCGCCCCAGCCGACAGCGCUGGAGGCGGAGGGCGAGCGGGUGAUCAAAACGCGCGACCUGUACCACUCCGGCCACCUGCCGGAUGCGGCCUGCGUCGCCAACCUGUGCCCGCGCAACGGCACGGACGUGACGCUGCUGAUCGUCGUCACGUCCGCGCCGACCCACCGGGAGCAGCGGCUCGCGAUCCGGCAGGCCUGGGGCCACUACGGCAGCCGGCGCGACAUCUCGAUCGGGUUCAUCGUGGGGCAGACGAACGAUGCCCGGACCGAGGAUCAGCUCGCGGCGGAAAGCUACAUGUACAGCGAUCUGAUACGGGGGUACUUCAUCGACAGCUACAGCAACCUGACGCUCAAGACGAUCUCGAUGCUCGAGUGGGCGAAGCUGCACUGCCCGAGCGCCUCCUUUCUGCUCAAGACGGACGACGACAUGUUUAUCAACGUGCCGAAGCUGCUGCAGUUCAUGGAGGCGCACGGCAACCAGCGCCGGACGAUCUUUGGCCGACUGGCGAAGAAGUGGAAACCGAUCCGGAACAAGAAGUCCAAGUACUACGUCAGCCCGGAACAGUACUAUCCGCCCGUGUUUCCCUCGUUUACCACCGGGCCAGCCUACCUGCUGACGGCCGACAUCGUCGGCGAGAUGUUCGACAAGUCGCUCAGCCAAACGUACCUCAAGCUGGAGGACGUCUACAUGACCGGCAUAGUGGCGCAGCUGCUCAACAUACACCGGAUCAAUGUGAAGGAGUUCCUCAACCGGCGGAUAGCGUUCAACCAGUGCAACAUCAAGAAGGCGAUCAGCAUCCACAUGGUGAAGAACAACGAGCAGCUCGACCUGUGGAAGAAGCAGGUCGACACGAGCGUCGCCUGCACGUAGAAGACAUGCUUUGCCUUUUUGUUGUCCCCCUCCAACAUCCUCCAGGUGUAUCCGUUUUGCAGGGUUUCGAAUCAUAUAAGGGAGUAGCUCAAUCACUUAUGGGGAAUGUUGCAAAUCGGUAGUGGAAUGUCGCUAGCCUGCUGUGGAAGUUUGCAAUCAUACAGGGGAAUGUUGCAAUCGACUAGGGGAAUGUUGCAAGCAUACCGUGGAGCUGUCAUCAGACUGUGGGUGCCGGUGUAAAAAGCUUCGAAGUGAUACCGAUGAUGUUUUCUUAAAAAAAAAAAAAAAACAUCAUUUGGAGUUGUUUUCGUGUGGCAUUCCGCAAUACAUAUGAUACACUAAAUAAAUCCUGCUGCGGAGCCAUAAUUAAACAUGAUAAAUUAGUAAAAAAUUUACAAAAAUAUUUUGGGGUAUUUACAGCGGCACCCACAGGCUGAUGACAGCUCCACAGUAUACUUGGUAACAUUCCCCUAGUCGAUUGCAACGCUCACCUAUAUGAUUGCAAACUUCCACAGCAUGCUAGCGACAUUCCGCUACCGAUUUGCAACAUUCCCCAUAAGUGAUUGAGCUAUUCCCUUACACGAUUCGAAACCCUUUAAGCGGAAGUAGCUGCUUCCGGUUGCGGAUGCGCUGAUUUGAUUGCCGUUUGAGUUUGAGGCUACCUGCUUCACCAUUUAAAAAAGCCCUUCCCUUCCUUCCCACCCACCGCCUAUCCUUCCUUCCAUUGGGACACAGAACAAAACCCCAUAUACAUACAAUUAAAAAAAAGACAUCACACACUACUAUCGUUCCAUUAAAACGACUUAGAGAAAGAGAAAAAGAAGGAAAGAGCGAGAAGGAGAGAGAAAGAGAGCGAGAGAGAGAGAGAUAGGGACCGAGAGAUAGGGAGAAGAAGACGAUGAGCCGAAGAGCAAAACCGUUUAGGCAAGAUAAUAAAUUCGAAAUCUCUUGUAAUGUUAUUUCAUAACGAACAAUACGAAACAAGCAAAGAAAACUAUCCAUUUCUCGUUUUUAGCAAUACUCAUGUUUUUGUUUUGUACUAAAAAAAAAAAUUACACGUUUUUGCUUCACAAGCAACUAAAACAAAAUGGACACAAGCGGAAAAAGGGAAACAUAAAAUCGAACAAGCAAAGCGUACGCGAGCAUAUAUGCCUUUUAAAAGAAAAAAAAAACUAAACAAAUUUGUGAAUUUGUUACAUUCCGUCGCUUUAAAGUGUGUGUGUGUGUGUGUAUGAGUGUGUCUUUAAAAUCGAAGCGUAAUAUACCACGUGCUAGAGACAAAACGUCCCUCUCCGCAAUGAAAAGCUUGUGAAAAUGUAUAGCAAACUACCGUGUGUGUGUGCGUGAGUGUGUGUGUGUGAGUAUUUUUCCCUUUGAGCGCCAAAAGCAGAGGAGUAGGUGUGUGAGUUUUCAUUCUUUUUUUUUUUUUUUUAAUUUGGGUCGUUGUUGUUGGCGUGUGGGCGCGCGCGCGCGCGCUUGCUCUAUGUUUAAGUAAGGAAAUUGGUGCUGCGCGUAACGGUGAGGGGACCGGGCCCGUCGGGACGGGGAUAGCAAUUCGAUAGAGGCUGGAAGCUCCUAUCGCGUUUCGUCUUCUUUUCCGUUUACUUUAAAUUUACAAUUUACUACCUUUUUCUCGCAUAACCCCCUCCCUCCAAACCCCACAAAUGUGCAAGAGUUGGUGUAAGGGGAGGGAGCCUAUAUUUGAACAGAAAAAAGAAAAGUAAACGUUAAAAAAAACAACACAAAAAAAAACCCGUAAUAUAUUUAUAUACAUGUACAUGUAAAAGCCCAAUAUUUCUAGCGAUGUAUCUCAUGUAUCACUCCACUACCGCAUUCAAUAGCUAGAGAGAGAAAGAGAGAGAGAGAGAGAGAGAGAGAGAGAGAGAGAGAGAGAGAGAAGAGAAGCAAAAGCGAAAGCGAUGUAAGUAAGAGCAAUAGCGAGGACGCCUGAAUUGAGCGGAAAGGCAGGCUGGAAGAAUUGUAUAGAGGACAACCCCAUUUUAUAAACAUUAUAUUAUAUAGCAAUUCACGUGACGCUUUAAGCCUGUACAUAGAUAAGUUUCGCAUUCGCAACGGGGUGGGAAUUCUGAACAAAAAAACAAAACAAAAAAAAACACGAGACGCCGACGUUUUGGCGGGAAAAAAGCCAACCACGUGCGCGACAACUAGCAAGUAACCAAGUGGGUGUGUUUAUCCUUUGAAUACUUAUUUAAAAAAAAAACAUAUUUUACUUUCUCUUUCUCUCUAUCUCCUUCUCUCUAUCUCGUUAUUUAUAUCAUGGCUGUACGGCAAAUAUGCUCCAAUAGUACCAGCACGUGCGCGUGUGUUUUAGGUUUGUUUAAUAUAUUUUUGUUUUACCAUUCUGUGCUGUUAAAUAAAAGUUAGUUGCCGCCGCAGCCCACCACCUCCAACCUCCUUCCUCCUCUCCUUCUCCCUCGUCCCCUGCAAACCUCUUUCAAACCUCAACCGGGUCCGGCGGCGCUAGGUCCUUGAACGUA